Messenger RNA from Suillus bovinus, 480 nucleotides. RefSeq lists its product as uncharacterized. The coding region runs from base 1 to 480 and encodes 159 amino acids. The transcript is spliced from 2 exons. The record is from RefSeq and is a predicted model, not a curated record. Lineage: Eukaryota; Fungi; Basidiomycota; Agaricomycetes; Boletales; Suillaceae.
AUGUCUCUUGAACCCAUAGCACCUUUCAGCUGGUUUGGUAUCAAAGUGUGCUCCAUCAAACUGGUUGCUGCCUUGCGGCUUUGCACUGUCUUGAGACAGGUCUGGGAAGAUUUAUAUGCCAAGCAUCAGCGCCGUACUGGCGAUAAACCCGCGUCUGUGGAGGAGAGGUCCUUCCUAAGAGACGCAUGUACCUCACUCACAAUCAAGUUUGGAGGAGAGGCCAUCAUAGGCCCUCUGCUCGGUGUUCCCCCAUCUUUUGUGCUCUCAGGUGUUUCCCCUGGUGUGUACAUCCCUGUGAUACCAUCCACAUCACUCAGCACCGAGCUUCCGUUGUCUAUUGUUGAUGGAUUCACGCGCGCAUUACUUCUCUGCGGUCUCACAUCUUUAUCACGAUACCUUGAGCAAUUCUCUGAUUAUACUUCACAGGGAGUAAAGUUUGAACCCAGCUCCUUUAAGCUAACCCCCAAAUGGUCGUUUUAA